AUGAACCGCCUAUUUGGAGCCAAGAGCACCGCGCCCAAGCCCACGCUCAACAGCGCCAUCUCCAAUGUCGACACACGCAUAGAAAGUCUCGACGUCAAGCUCACCAAGCUCAAUGCUGAGCUGUCUACCUACCAGCAGAAGCUCGCCAAGAUGCGCGACGGCCCCGGCAAAACCGCCAUCAAGCAAAAAGCCCUCAAAGUCCUCCAGCAGCGAAAGCAAUACGAAGCGCAGCGCGACCAACUCCAGGCGCAAUCGUGGAACAUGGAACAGGCCGGAAUGAUGCAGGACAAUCUCAAGAACACAAUGACCACCAUCGACGCCAUGAAGACAACGACGAAAGAGCUACGGAAGCAAUACGGCAAGGUCAACAUCGAUAAGAUUGAUAAGCUGCAAGACGAAAUGGCGGACCUCAUGGAUAUGGGCAACGAUAUACAAGACGCCAUAAGCCGCAGCUACGACGUACCGGAAGACGUGGACGAGUCGGAGCUGGAUGCUGAGCUGGAAGCACUGGGUGACGAAGUCGACUUUGAGGGUAUCGGAGAGUCGUCAGGCGUGCCAAACUUCAUGUUAGACGACACUGCGCCGCCUCAGUUCAUCGACGAAGCGCCCAAUCCCGGUGGCAAGGUUAAGGAAGCCGCAGGCUGA
Alternaria ethzedia is the source of this 645-nucleotide messenger RNA. RefSeq lists its product as uncharacterized. Lineage: Eukaryota; Fungi; Ascomycota; Dothideomycetes; Pleosporales; Pleosporaceae. Gene Ontology annotation, cellular component: multivesicular body. The transcript is spliced from 2 exons. The record is from RefSeq and is a predicted model, not a curated record. The coding region runs from base 1 to 645 and encodes 214 amino acids. Gene Ontology annotation, biological process: vesicle budding from membrane; late endosome to vacuole transport via multivesicular body sorting pathway.